Molecule: messenger RNA, 4159 nt
Organism: Nasonia vitripennis (jewel wasp)
Lineage: Eukaryota; Metazoa; Arthropoda; Insecta; Hymenoptera; Pteromalidae
Product: ubiquitin domain-containing protein UBFD1
Exons: 5
Coding region: 1243-2109 (288 amino acids)
Molecular function (GO): cadherin binding; RNA binding
Source: RefSeq, a predicted model, not a curated record
ACAAGGCGCGCGAAACUCAAAACGCAUAACGUAUAAGAGCGCCUAAAGCCAAAAGCUCGGGAAACAAUAGAGAAGCGUAGAUUGUAGGAUUAUCUCAGAAGGCUGUAGAGCAAUAAAAGCAUGGGUAGACGGAGAAAGCCACGAAGCGCCAAUAAAACCGAGACCGAAGCCGAUCGCAGUAACGCGAAGGUCAGGGGGAAAAACCUGCAAUAAACGCUGUCCGACGGGGCGACGAGGGCAGCGCAUUACAGGAGAGCCAGAUCAACGCGCAGGCUUUGCGAGGGGUCCUUCCGCCACUCCGCCCACCCGAACGUACUCUCCAUCGGGUCAGGGCCCAGAACACCGCCGUGAAGGGUGAGACGGAGGAGAUAUAGCUACCAUAAAUUUUUUGUCAGUGCGAUGGGUCGAUCGUCACAUCAAAAAAUUUUGUUGAAAUAAAUACUUCCUAUCUUAUGGUAAAUUAAUAUCGUCUUUCUCACUAAAUGUUUUAGUAUAUUAUACAGAGGUUGCGGUGGCCAAUCGCGACGAUGCGCGGGAACGCUCUGGGAUUUGAAAUUUGUUUCGCUGAAUUAAUCGUCGUUCUUCUUGUAACAUCGCUUUCGAAUAUUAUAAACAUUUUCAUUUAUUAUAAAUCAGUUUUUGUUAUUUCGUGUAAACUAAAAUUCAUGCUCAAAACGGCCUUUGAAGCCAAUUCUAAGUUGGAAAACAAAAAUUCUCAUUUGCAAAAAUUUCAUCCGCGUCGCAUCCAUCAGGAAAGUCCAUAAACCGCCCUGCGGAUUGGCUCAUAUUUCCCGUACCCAAAGCCGCGUAAUAAAACGCUACACCAAAGCCCGCAGUCGCUCGGUUUCACGCACAUAGCGUAGAGCAUCGCACAGCGCUCGAUCACGGAGUUCCAUCGGCUCCGUUCAUUGUACCUUCGCUCGACGCGCAUAGCGCCCGGAAAAUUUCUAGCCUCGUCUCGGUGUAUUUUCCGUCCGUCUACCUCCCGAAAGAGCCAGUGUAAGUCGUGUCACGCACUAUCCCACCUACAGAGUUUCCAUUUUCCUCCGACCGACGCACGACCACACGCUGUGCGCGUCGAGGUUCUGUCCGCUUAGCUUAGGCUGAUCUACCUAUUCGACCCAUCCAUUGGGCUACGAGAGAGAGAGGAGAGUGCAAGUCAGUGUUGCUGGCCGCGGACUCUCCACAACAACAACAAUAAUAGCUCGACGUUUCUGCAUCAACUGUGGAGGACUUAAAAAAAUGGAUAUCGAAACGGCGAAAAACGAUAAUAACGACAAUUGCUGCAGUCCAUCCUCACACUCGAACCUUCUGUCGAAUUCGAAUUCGACGGAGGCAUCGAAUGAAACAACACCGGGCGAUCAUUCCAGCACCUUGAACAACGAGGAAGACAAUGUUCCUGAAACUGACAAGAAAGAAGAUUUGCGUGAGAAGAUAGAUUUUAAAGUAAUCUAUAACAAGAAGAAGAUUGACAUUACAUUUGCUCUGGACGGUACGGUUGCCGAACUGAAGGGCCAUCUUCAGAACAUCAUAUCCGUGCCGCAGUCUAUGCAAAAAAUUAUGAUUAAAGGCUUAGCCAAAGAUGAUCAGACUCUUAGGAGUUUAGGUGUAACAAAAGAUGCCAAAGUUAUGAUCGUGGGAUCGAAACUAGACGAUGUUUUGGCAGUGUCAAUACCAACAAAGCAGGAAUUAGCAGAGGAAGCAGCAGCUGCUGCCAGCAAAGAGCCUCUGUCGCAACAAAAAUUACAUCGAAAAGUUUUAGACAAAGGAGUUCCAGAGGACGUCAUGCCAGGAAUUUUGGAAACACAGGAACCUUUACCAGACUAUCCAUUAGCUGGUAUGCUGAACAAAACUGGUGGAAAAGUUAGACUGACUUUCAAAUUAGAGCAGGAUCAAUUGUGGAUAGGAACUAAGGAGAGGACAGACAAAAUACCAAUGAUUUCUAUAAAAGAUGUUCAUAGUGAGCCCAUUCAUGAUCACCCGGAAUAUCAUAUUAUGGGCAUACAACUAGGUACAACAGAAGCAUCAAGGUAUUGGAUAUAUUGGGUCCCAUCGCAGUACAUAUCAGCAAUUAAAGACGCUGUCCUCGGGAAGUGGUGUUACUUCUGAUCAAGUGCUGGUGAACAGUUUUUUUCAUUUUCAUUUUCUUUAAUUGAGCGUAAUCAGGUGUGAACAUCGAAACAAACGACUAUGCUAGUCAGGCAUUUUAACAAUAGGUAAAUAACUUAUUAUGCGUCAGGAUUACGCAAAUUAGUCAAGACGCAAACUGUCUAUGCAAAGAAAGUGGACUACUUGUUCAAAUAUAACUAGAUUUUUUAUAUGCAAGUGAAAGUUUCUUUCCUUGUUUAAAUGUCCUUAAUAUCGAUGAAAGUUCUACUUUGCUAAUUCUAAAUAGAACAUUUCAUUGAAAACUGUUGAUUCGUAGCUGCUUUUAUAAACGCAAAUUUUUAAUUUGAUAAAAAUCUAAAAAUUUCUAAGGUGAUAAAAUUAUCAUCUUGCUAAAUCAUCACUAAUUUCAGUGGUUCAACAAGUCUCGUCUAUGAAAUGUCAAUUCAAAUCUCAAAACAAAUAUAUAAAAGUAUAGUUCACUUUACCAACUCGAUACAGGUAAUUUGAACUUUUUUUAAUGCAACAUUCUAUCUAAUCGAGACUAUCGUUUUUACAUACACACUAAAAGAAGAAUUUAAGACUUUCAUUGCGAAUCGCGAUGUAUUCGGUAUUUUGUAUCGAUUUCGAGCAGACGAACUGCUCGCUGGAUUAAUUUUUAAACUCGAUUUUUCGCCAAAAGCUCCUGUCAAAAGUUUUGGCGUGAAAAAGUGCACAAUCGCGCAUGCUUGUUACGAAAUAAAAAGGUGCAUCGUUUCCCGUUCUUUAUUUCAAGAGAUAUUGAAAUAUCGAAGAUCUCCGGCGAUAUUCUUGCGCUGCAUAUAUUAUAUAAGGCGAGAAAGAGUUGUUGCUUUGCAUAUUCUAUGAUAUUCUCUUUUUUUUUUGUCCGACAAAAUCGGUUCUAAAGAGUCCUGCGCUCCGAGUCAGAAAAAGGGUAAAACGAAACAAUGCUUUGUGAUAUAUAAGACGACGAAGAGGGCAGAAUCGUUGCGCACUCGUUGAAUGCAUUGUGUUAUCAUUUAACUCACACUAUUGUAGGGUAACAACGAAUUCUCAUCUCGAAUUAAUGCCAAUAUAUGUAUAUUUGCGCCAAUAAUGAUUUAUGUUCAUGGUUCAUUCGUUGGUUUGACAUGGUAUCACGAGUGGUGAAGUAUAAAUAAACUUAAAUUAUUCGAAAAUGAAUGUGCUGUUAUUAAAAUAUAUUAUAGACUAUGCAUCUUCAAUCAAGCCGCACAAACGUGUAAAAGAGACAAUGAUUGUCUGAGUUGUAUAGUUAUAACACUUUGUAAUGAUAUUUUGUACAAUCUAUUGAGUACAGGAAGAGAAAAGGGUAAAGAUUCACUGAACAACCAAACUCCAAAAAUUAUAUGUUAUUAUAGCGAUUCAAAAUUGUUUGCAUGUCCGAUAUCCAUCACACAGACACUGCGAAAUACGUCCUUCUGAUAUAGGUGACAUUAUGUGUGGGACUGUGCGAUACUCCGCGAAAAUAAAACGAUGAUAUUAGGAACGCAGCUAUUCCUGUGCUGAUUAUACAAGUACCUUAAAUUUUAAUUGUCGAUAAAGAUUAAUUAAUUAAUAUAUGUAUACGCAGAUAUUAUUUCAAGCGAAAACUUCGAAAUGCUCAAUGCAGACAUUCGAGCACAACAGAUUUUAAAAUACGUCUCUAUUUCAAAGGUGCAGGGAAGAAUCAAUCGAUGAUCUCUACAGCAAAAUGACAGAAUUCAUGGUUGAUCCGCCGAAAUCCAUCGAUUCUCCUCCCUACACUUCGAAAUGAGCGAGCGAGUGAUCGAGUCACGCAUCUCCGAAAAAUAGCAUGUAAUUGUUUAAAAAAUUGUGUUGAUUGCAAUAAUUGACUAUAUUCUGUUCACUUAUAAUUGCGAAUUAAAUGAUACGACGUACAUAAGUUAGCGAGUAUAAUUGUUUAAAAUAUUUUUAUGAGACCGAUUGUUUGCACUAUAAAUAAUGCACACCACUUUAUUUACAAGCGAUAUAUUAUAAAACAAAAUUGAAUGUUAUAUGAAUAAAGAUCGAAAGUGAGUAUAAUACACAAAGA